GGUUCUCCUGUACCCUUAAAAAGAUGUCCAUCACCGGACUGAAGAAAAAGCAGCCAAAAAUGUUCAAAGUGAAAGUGACCACGAUGGACGCUGAGAUGGAGUUCAGCUGUGAGGUGAAAUGGAAGGGGAAAGACCUGUUUGACCAGGUGUGUCGCGCUUUGGGUCUGAGGGAAUCGUGGUUCUUCGGCUUGCAGUAUUCGAUCAAAGGACUGGUCACUUGGCUCAAGAUGGAGAGAAAGGUUUUGGAUCAGGACAUUCCCAAAGAAGAUCCAAUGGGCUUCUGUUUCCUGGCAAAGUUUUACCCGGAGAAAGUUGAAGAAGAACUUCUGCAAGAGAUCACCCAACACCUCUUCUUCCUGCAGGUUAAGAAACAAAUAUUGGAUGAAGAAAUUUACUGCUCUCCUGAGGCUACCAUUUUGUUGGCUUCUUAUGCCGUUCAAGCCAAGUAUGGCGACUACGACCCCAAUCUGCACAAACCGGGCUUCCUGGCUCCAGAGGAGCUCUUGCCAAAGAGAGUCCUCCGUCAAUAUCAGAUGACGCCUGCCAUGUGGGAAGAGAGGAUUACGGCUUGGUACGCUGGGCACCAGGGCGUGGCCAGGUACGAAGCUGAGAUGAACUACCUUAAAAUCGCGCAAGACCUGGAGAUGUACGGGGUGAAUUAUUUCCCUAUCGCUCAAAAGAAGAACCGCACAGACUUCCUGCUCGGGGUGGACGCCAAAGGGAUCCAUGUUUACAGCAUCAAUAACCGCUUCUCUCCGAAUAAGUCUUUUGAGUGGAGCAGCAUCCGGAACAUUUCCUACAGUGACAAAGAGCUCACAAUUAAACCCAUUGACAAGAAGGCUGAAGUCUUUAAGUUCUUCUCAUCGCAGCCUAAAGUCAAUAAACUGAUCAUGCAGCUCUUCAUCGGGAACCACGACUUGUUCAUGAGAAGGAGGCGCGUGGAUCCUGUCGAGAUCCAGCAGAUGAAAGCUCAGGCCCGGGAAGAGAAAGCCAGGAAGAAGACGGAGCACCAGCGCCUGGCCAGGGAGAAGCUCCUGCGCGAAGAGGCCGAGCUGGCCAAGGAAGAGCUGGAGCGGCGCCUCUUCGAGGUGGAGGACGAGGCCCGGCAAGCCAACGAGGCCCUGCGCCGUUCGGAGGCAGCCGCGGAGCUGUUGGCCGAGAAGGCCCAGAUCGCGGAGGAGGAGGCCAAGCUGUUGGCCCAGAACGCCGCCGAGGCUGAGCAGGAGCGGCACCGGCUGGAGCUGGCCGCCUUGAAAACCAAGGAAGAGAAGCGGCUGAUGGAGCAGAAGAUGCGGGAGGCGGAGCUCAUUGCCAUGACGCUGGUGAAGGAGUCGGACCGGAGGGCGAAAGAAGCAGAGCAUCUGAAACAAGACCUGCAGGAGGCCAGAGAAGCGGAGGAGAAAGCCAAGCAAAAGCUGCAAGACGUCAGCAAACGUAGUCAAGCCCCUCAUGCUGCCAAGUGCGCCCAGCCUUUCUCUGCUGACCCCAGCGCUGACAAAAGCUGUGUAAAGAUGGAUUUGAGAGACAUCGACUUGAAACGUCUCUCCUUGGAGAUCGAGAGAGAGAGAUUAGAUUACCUGGAUAAGAGCAGGAGAUUUGAAGACCGGCUAAAAGGACUCAAGUCCGAAAUCAACGCUCUGAAACUUGAAGAGAAGCAGGCCGGGUUCCUCUCGCACUGGAAUGAGGUCCUCAGGGCCUUAGAAGACCCCCCGGGCAAGACCUGCAAGGCUCCUCCGUGGAUCAACGCCUUUGGAACAGACUUGCUGGAGAGCCUGCAGCAGCCUUUCUUGGCCUGUCCGCUCAGUGUGAUGGACGGCUGCCUGAGCAAAGCUCCGGUAGAUGACCCCUCUUUCCAGACCCAUCCCCUGGUUGCCAGCAAUGUGGGGACAGGACCCAGGAAGCACAUUAAGGUUCAGCAGCACAAGACAGAUGUGAUCUAUAUCUGAAGUGCCUCCCCGUGACGGAACACAGCUCGUGAGCUGUCUGACCAAAGGCCGCUUUGAGAUCCGGGAGAGAUUGCUGCCUCCCGGAGCCUGUCAAAUUUCAAUUUGGUUCCUCUAAAGGUGCGUCCUUCAUUCUGAAGAUGCCAGGUGACCCAGGGAGCAGAGGUGGGCGGCCGGGCGGCCUCCACCCCACCGUUUCUUGCACCCCCUUGGAGGCAUGCUAGAAUUUUUGUUUGUUGAGAAUUCGUCAUCCCCGUAUAUAGUUAAGAAGAAACUUGUUAAGGCGGGGGAAUUGAACCUCCUUCAGCCCGAGGGCAGAAUUUAAUGCAGAGAAACUCUUGGGGAUUGCGUCCCAGUGGUGGGCGAGGAGACCAACGUUCCACCCUACUUUAGCGAAAAGCUUGUACUGCCAGUAACUAAAUCUCAGGGGUGGCAUUUCAGCCUCUU
Elgaria multicarinata webbii is the source of this 2390-nucleotide messenger RNA. RefSeq names its product merlin-like. NCBI's taxonomy places the organism in Eukaryota, Metazoa, Chordata, Lepidosauria, Squamata, Anguidae. The record is from RefSeq and is a predicted model, not a curated record. Bases 24 to 1946 code for a protein of 640 amino acids. The transcript has 17 exons. Gene Ontology annotation, biological process: regulation of hippo signaling; regulation of organelle assembly; negative regulation of cell population proliferation. Gene Ontology annotation, molecular function: integrin binding; actin binding. Gene Ontology annotation, cellular component: plasma membrane; cytoskeleton; adherens junction.